Penicillium canariense is the source of this 954-nucleotide messenger RNA. RefSeq names its product PaaI family thioesterase. The record is from RefSeq and is a predicted model, not a curated record. Lineage: Eukaryota; Fungi; Ascomycota; Eurotiomycetes; Eurotiales; Aspergillaceae. The transcript is spliced from 3 exons. Bases 1 to 954 code for a protein of 317 amino acids.
AUGCUCCGUCCACCAUCUUUUGCUCCAUCUUCCUUCUUCUCCCUUUCCUCCGCCUUCACCUCCACGCCCCGAUUGACGCCCUCUCCUUCCAGGCUACUCCAGCGCCGCGCAAGCCCAUCUCCACACCAGCCCUCAUUCGCGUCUCCGCGCUACAGUCGCCGACGACUCUACUCUACCGAAGCAAAUCCUUCCGUUCACCCGCAAACCCCUCCUCCUCCCCCUCCACCGCGCUCGCGAUUGCGCCGCUUCGUGGGCUUCACCUCGAUCGCUGUCCUCGCCUUCUCUGCCGGUCUUCUCUACCAGACUCAGCGCACCGUCUCGCGACUCAUGGCGACCCCUCUUAUCUCCGACGCCGAGACCCUCACGGCCUUCACCCCUGAAGAUGCCCGGGCCGCAGAGGUCAAUGAGCAUCUCCGCACACAUCCCGAGGCGAACAGGCUGCGUGCAGACCCCGAUUUCGAGGAGUCACGCCCGCACCUGAGGUUCCCGGAGGCGAUACGCGCGCGCAGUUUGACGGCCGGCGCUCUUUCGGGCCCCAACAAGAUCGUGGUCCCACCGUUCGUCUUUUGCGAGAAGGAGGGCAAGAGCAUGGUCUCGCUCAUGUUCCUCGGCUCGGAUAUCUGCGGUCACCCGGGGAUCAUUCACGGCGGUAUGCUGGCUACGUUGUUGGAUGAGGGUUUCGCCCGAUGCUGCUUUGCCGCGCUGCCGAACAAGGUCGGCGUUACCGCCAAUCUGAACAUCGACUACCGCGCCCCGGCAAUGGCGAACUCCUACGUGGCGCUUCGGGCCAAGACUGUCAAGGUGGAGGGCCGCAAGGCCUGGGUUGAGGGUCGCAUUGAGACCCUCCCCGACGACGGAAAGGAGCCCGUUGUCCUGGUUGAGGCGAAGGCGCUCUUCAUCGAGCCCAAGCAGGCUGCUGCCCUGACCAGCCUGUACCGUGGCGUCACCGAAUGA